UUUCAAUUUUCAGUACUCCGACCAGACCAUUUUCCUCAGACAGACCUCCAGAGUAGAUCACCACACCAGACCAAAACUCCACAACAGUCAACCAGAUCCGCCCAAGAUCAGACCACCAAAUCCGAGUACCACACCAGACCAUCCUCAGACCCGACAACCAUCAGACCAUCGGAUCAGACCGUCACCACCAUACCAGACCACCAGAUCAGAUCAUCGCAACAGACGACGAUCCUUGACUACUCAGUUUCAGAUCAGCACAGCACAACCAGUCUCUUGGAAUGGUACAGGUUAGGUGCAUUCCUUAUGGGUUGGGUCAAGGGGGGGUAUAUAGAGCUCUGGAUGAACCUUGCAAAGCAUACUUUCCACACACGUUCGGCCUAAAUUUUCCGGAUUUUCUUUCGGCUUUACUUAACUGUAGGUAGAUUAGUUAGCGGGGCUCCCUGGGCUGGUAAGGGCCUCCCCUGCCCUUUUUCAUAAGUUGGGUUCCUUUGCAGGUGUUCGGUCAACGAUAAGAUUUCGGCUUUUAGGAUUCGGCUUGGCUUCUAGGAAACGGUUCGGCUGCGUCUUUUUGCGCCUUUUUUGGAUGUACUUCGCCGCCACCGCCGCCGUUGUUGUUGUCUUUGUCGUCGUCUUCACAACAACCUCCCGCUUAGUUGCGCCAAAUAAAAUUGAUCUAUCACACUUCACUUGAUAGUCUAUGCGCUGGUCAAGUGAAGCUAUCACUCGUAAGGUUCACCCAGAAAAUUAUUAUUUUAAGACAUAACUUAGUAAACUAGAGACUUCAGAUCAUUCAGCUGCACCGAGAGGACCUCAUUUGGUCACCACUCACAAGCUUAAUGGUCUCUCUGGUUACAGGUAGAUAGUUAGUUUAGCCUCGCAAAUUCGGGUCUGCUGCUUUCAAAUUGACCUUUGAUGUUAUAAAGUACGAGUGUGAAGUGAAAUCUUUUGAUGCGCAUUUGCAGACUUCGAGCUUGUGAUGGUAGAUCAGUUGACAGGUUUAGUCGUACAACAAAGGUAAUCUGCGACCAGGUGUUUCUUCCCGCGAAGAGCCAACAUCUUGUAGCAAAUUAUCAGGAAAAAGUGGGACAAUCCACACACCAUAGACUAGAUCGCUUACAAAUCGUAAGCGUAGGAAGUCUUCGAGACCAAUCUACGACGCAGUUUCAUCGUUGGAGGAGCACAAACAAGCCGUAAUGCUUUUAGAAGAGUUAGUAGCCUGCGAAGUAAUCGCGAGAAUGCUGUUAGGCCGAAUAUUUCGGGGACACACUUGUGAAGGCCCACCAUACCUUUAUGUGCGUGUCCCUGAACGGCAUUCAGGUGAAAACAUCAAAGGUUAUAGAUAGUCUUUCAUCAGCAACACGGAAGUAGCAGGAGAGGAUACUCUGGCGUGACAUUGUUUACACUAAGACGAUCUGGUUUGUCUUUCUGUUAAUUUUGUCUCGCUGGAGGGUUUUCUUCUUAGGAAGUCCUGCAUUGCACUACGCAGGCACAGAUCGUCUACAAAUGGUAGGCGUAUGUAGUCUUCACGUCGACCGUUCGUGGAUAUUGGUUUAUUCGCCUUCCUGGAGCUCGAGUCAUCAGCAAUGUUUUACCUCCAACAGCUCUUGAAGCGCGUCAUAGCUACGAAACUGGAAUUGAAUCCUAUGAAGCACACUCUUGAGUGAUAUUUGCUUUGUACUCGUUGGAAAUGUGAAUAAAAUGGAUUUUAUUGACUUGUGUUGCAUUGAAUUGUAUUAGUGUAGUGCUACAUCACAGGAAGAGGCCGGCCGAAGAAAGAAGAACAAAGAACUUCAAGGGCCAUAGAAAGAUAGUCCAGAUACGUAUUAAGUAGGCGAGGUAGCUGCCUUUGCGGCGAUGAGUGGAGAAGGAGAAUCAUGUAGAACCAAACCGAAGAAAACGAUGAUGAUGAUGAUGACGAUGGUGAUGACGACAAUGAUACUGAUGAUCGUUUACACUAA
Porites lobata is the source of this 1958-nucleotide messenger RNA. Lineage: Eukaryota; Metazoa; Cnidaria; Anthozoa; Scleractinia; Poritidae. The record is from the annotation of a GenBank genome assembly.